UAUAAUUUAUGAAGUACAUGAUAUGAUAUGAUAUGACAUAUAAACAUGAGUGUUCUUCCAAUAGUUAAUCGCGUACAAUCAAAAGAGAUUGUUAAAGUUGCUAUACAAAAAGAAGGAAAAAUACCUCAAUUAAUAGAAUUAAAUCAAAAGAAGCCAACUUCUGAAAUAAUUGAAGAAAUUUGCUCAAAUUGGGAUAUUAAGGAUUGUGCUAAAUACUGUUUAGAGUUUUCCGAAAAUUCCAAUUCAAUAUUUGUGCAUGAUAAAAAUCGUAAUGAAAUCAUAAAUGGGACAAUAUUAUCAUUGCAAUCAUCUCCUGCUCGCAUUUCAGAAGAUGUAAUAAAAAUAUUGAAGGAAUAUUUAUGUGAUCAAAAUGUGCCAACGCUAAGCAUUUCGUCUACGAAUAUGACAUCAACAAAUACUAAGGGCAUAUAUCAAGGAACGCUGGCCUCAAAAUUAGGAAUAAUGACCAACUAUUAUCACAUUAUCACAAAUACCAAUAAUAAUGUUAAUAAAAAUUUGUCUUUGGCAGGUCUAAACAAUGACAAUGAACGAUACUCUACUUUAAAUCAUCAAGAUGUCGUGGAUAAUUUACGGAAAUUUCUGCGCCUUUGUUCCGAUCAAUAUUUUGCUUCAAUAUACAUAAAUGAUUAUAAUGGCCUGUAUUAUUUAUUAAUGGCUCUAAAUAAUGUAAUAACGAAUGGCUAUAAAUCUGACAAAGAUAGAAGUUUUACCAACCUGUCUUCUUUUUUCUUACUUAAUAUAAAGGAGUCUUUGAAGACAGAUUUAACCAUGUGUUUAGCUAUGAGCAUCAACGAAUUUUUGCAAAAUGGAUUACUCGAUUGGAAUCCAGAGACGCAAAAUUUAUUGAUAAAAAUAUCUCAUUUUUUAAAUAAUAGAGACAUUUUGAAAAAUCCUCUUAUCAUAAAACCUUUCUUGGAAAUUAUGGAAUAUUUCUUGAUCAACAUACCAGGAAGUUAUGAUACGAUUUCUCAAGAAAUAAAUAUGGGAGCAUUUAUCGACCUAUUACAAAUCAAUGAUUAUCGUGUACAAAUUGGCACUUUACAAUUAAUCAAUGUCACAUUGAACAAAGCUCUAGAAUUUAAAAAACAUGAGAAGUUUAUCAAUGAGUUAUAUGAAAAUAUCAUCGGAGAUGUUAUUAAUAAAGCAUUUAUCAAAAUUAAAAUCAACCUAAAUAAUGAGGUAAGUCAACAAUUGUGUAUACUGCAAAGGUUUUUACUUUCGAAAAUCGAAACUGAUAUAAAUACUAAUUUUGAUGUUCUGGAACAAAAGCACAAAGAAUUAUUAGCUUCAAUUAAAAUUCAUGUCAAUGAUUAUAAUGAAAUCGAUGUCGUACGCGCAAACUCAUUGUCCAAUUCUGAAGCAUUAAUUAACAUUAAUUUAAUAAAUGACAAUUGCGAACCGAUGUCUGAAAUAUUGUAUACUUUACAUCAACCUUACGGGUAUCUGGCUAUUAAAAAUAUGAAAUAUUACUCAACUAAUUACAACGCUAAUCUAUCAAAAGUUAUAUAUGAGAAUGUCCUAAAAAAUAAUUCGUACGGAUUUCCAAUUUUUAAAACAUGUGUUUAUAUAACCAAAAUAUUGUGUGAAACACUUAAAUUAGGAAAAUUUAUUAAUAAUCAAGAAGAUGAUAUACCACAAUAUUUUUUAAUGUUUUAUACUAAACCAUAUUCUUUUUGCGAAUUAUUUAUCAUUAUUUUUAAUUUAUUCCAUAAAACUUGGAAAGAAAUGAGAGCUUCUUCAAUGGAGGAUUUUAACAAGGUUUGUAUUGUAAUUCACGAGCAACUCAAUCGAGCCCUUGCAUGCAAUCCCAUAAGUUUUGACCUUUUAAAACAAAAGUUAAACGAACUAUCAUAUUCAAAUUUAAAUUCAAUUUGGCUUCAAGAACGUUAUUAUAAAGAGGAAUUAGAAUCUCAAUCACCCGUUAUAAAAGAAUUAAGGGACCAUCUAAAGCCUAAAAUUGUAAAAUUAGUCCUUGAAAAUCGAUUUUAUUAUAUGGAAUCAGGAACAAUUUUUGCUAACUAUAAUAAUAAAAACAAUAGGAUUAAAGAUAAAUAUACAUACAUUCAGUUAUCCUCUAAUCAUAAAACUUUACUUUAUUAUGUAUGCGAGGAAAAUAAACUUUGUGAAAUAAAUCUGAAUUUAGUUCAAUCAGUUUAUCUCAAAGAUAUAGCAUCUAUUGAUUGUGGCAAAGAUAUCCAACAGUUUAAAGAUAUAAAGAAUAAGAAAGCACUAUUGUCAUUGGUAUUAAUCAUUAAUUUGAAAAAUGAUCUGGGAUAUAUUAAUCUUAUUGCUCCUGAUAUUCAAUCGUUAAAUAAAUGGAUGGAUGGACUAUCUUUUUUGAUAGGAGAAGAAAUUAUGAGUCAUGAAUUCAAAAAUGACUUGGAAACUCUUUUGAGUAUGGAAAUUAAAGUACAUUUGUUAGAGAUACAAAAUAUUGUUUUACAAGAUACACCGCCUGAUAUACCAAAAGAUCCGCCUCAUUAUAAUUUUAUAUCUUUAUUAUAACUUUUAAAUAUAAUUACUUUAAUAUAUAUUAAUAUCAUAAUGUAAAGAUAUUACUAAAUUUUAUAUUAUAAAUUAUCAGGAUGUGGAAAUAAAA
Molecule: messenger RNA, 2620 nt
Organism: Gordionus sp. m RMFG-2023
Lineage: Eukaryota; Metazoa; Nematomorpha; Gordioida; Chordodea; Parachordodidae
Product: engulfment and cell motility protein 2-like
Exons: 21
Coding region: 46-2526 (826 amino acids)
Biological process (GO): cell motility; actin filament organization
Cellular component (GO): plasma membrane
Source: RefSeq, a predicted model, not a curated record